Hermetia illucens (black soldier fly) is the source of this 1329-nucleotide messenger RNA. RefSeq names its product transmembrane protein 41 homolog (gene stas). Lineage: Eukaryota; Metazoa; Arthropoda; Insecta; Diptera; Stratiomyidae. Bases 296 to 1102 code for a protein of 268 amino acids. Gene Ontology annotation, cellular component: endoplasmic reticulum membrane. The record is from RefSeq and is a predicted model, not a curated record. The transcript is spliced from 4 exons.
CUCUGACAAUUCUCCAUCGCCUGAUCCCCACGGUUGUUUUCUUAAUUGUCAUGGCUGCGAGGGGUCUGGGUGUCUCGCACGGGGAAAAAGCCAAAUUUAGUUAAUUAAAUGUCUAGUGAUAUUUCUACAAACGUUUAUUUUUAUCAUACGGCCAACCUUUUAUACAAAUUCACAACGAAACAUCGUCGAAAAGUGUGAAUGAACGGUGUGAACUGCAGUGUGUGACCGAAGUUCCAGGUAGAAUCUCGUCACUUGUUCAUCGGUCGCGGGACAAAGAGUGCGCCAGAAAGAAAACAUGGAAACGGAAAAUCUAAUCAACAAUAAUGUGACCAAGCACGACAAGCGUCCCAUGUCGGACGACGAUCGCAGAGCAACCAAGAAAUCGCUCGUAAUUUUACUUGCCAUUUUCUUUUGCAGCUCAAUUGCAAUGUUUUACGUGUAUCUAAUGUUCCCCGAGUUGGAUGAGUCGGAAAAGCAGCACCUCAAGAUCCCGCUGGACAUUGACGACGCCAAAAUGCUAGCCAAACUCCUUGAUCAGUACAAGGAUAUGUACUACUUCGAAGUGAUGUUUGGAGUCGUGCUGCUGUAUAUUUUCUUACAAACCUUCGCCAUUCCAGGAUCAUUAUUUCUCUCCAUCCUCAGUGGGUUCCUGUACGCUUUUCCUAUCGCUCUCACGCUCGUCUGCUUCUGCUCCGCACUAGGCGCCACCCUCUGCUAUCUUCUCUCACAACUGGUCGGACGACGGCUGGUCCGCCACUUCUUCCCGCAGCGAGCUGAAACGUGGUCACGCCAGGUGGAUAAACAUCGCGACAGCCUCUUCAGCUACAUGAUGUUCCUGCGGAUAACGCCUUUCUUGCCAAAUUGGUUUAUCAACCUGGUCGCGCCCGUGAUAGGUGUGCCGAUGUUCCCGUUCGUGUUCGGCACGUUCUUUGGAGUAGCGCCGCCCUCGAUCAUAGCCAUUCAAGCUGGGAAAACUCUGCACUCGAUGACCAGUUCCAAGGACGCGUUUUCAUUCAAUUCCAUGAUCAUUUUGAGUAUUUGCGCGCUUCUGUCGCUGGUGCCAGCCGUGUUCAAGAAUAAGUUCAAGAGCAAACUUGAAUGAGACAUAUCCGCUGGAGGGGCCAUCCUGUGCAGAAAGUAUUAUUUAAGUAUACAAUUUGGAUUGUAACACUGUCGUGCUGUCACCGUUAUCAUUGACUAGAAUUUAAGUGUCUGUAGGGCUGUUUUCGGAUUGAUGUUUUCGUGUCCUGAAAUUGAGAGUAUUUUUUGUUGUGCGAAAAUGAUUGUUUAAUCUGUGAAUAAACAAGAUUUUUGGUGUUUAUUAUUAAA